Oncorhynchus tshawytscha (Chinook salmon) is the source of this 3133-nucleotide messenger RNA. Its product is annotated as protein phosphatase 1H. Bases 116 to 1645 code for a protein of 509 amino acids. Gene Ontology annotation, molecular function: protein serine/threonine phosphatase activity. Gene Ontology annotation, biological process: protein dephosphorylation. The record is from RefSeq and is a predicted model, not a curated record. Lineage: Eukaryota; Metazoa; Chordata; Actinopteri; Salmoniformes; Salmonidae. The transcript has 10 exons.
AACGAUCGCUUCUUGAAAUGCUGUUUAUAGUCUUUGGAUCAUUUUGUUCUUCGCUACGUUAGUAUUGGGUUAUUAAUUCAUUUCUGUGUCGGGUUAGGUUAUUAUUCCCACCGCAAUGAUAAGUAAAGUAAAAAAUGCGAUGUCCACGCUGGUGGGAGGAAUGAUACCCCACGGUCAUCACCAGCACCACGGAUCCGGGAACGUUCAUCACCAGAACUGUCACCAGGACGGUCUGCCUCCACUGUUCCCUUACGGUCGACCCGAGUUCCUGGACCUUACAUCGGAGCUUCUUCAAUACUCGACAGAACAUGCAUCUCGACCUGUGCUGACUUUGAAGAGGGACAGCAGGCUUCCCUGGCGGACAGGAUAUGCAGAGACCAUCAAUGCUGGGAAGAGCAUGCUAAAUGAGGACCAAGCGUCCUGUGAGCUGCUCUACGUGAAGAAGCUGAGUGACAAAAAACAGAGCAACUCCACACUGCUGGAUGACAAUGGGGAUGGGACAGGAAUCCCUCUGCAGUAUUGGGGCAUGUUUGACGGCCACGCCGGCUCAGGGUGUGCCAUCAUGGCGUCCAAACUCCUCCAUCGCCUUAUCAGAGACAGACUGGAGGACAUUGCCCACCUGCUGGAGAACCCCUCUGCAGCGCUCCCUAUCUGCCUGUCCAAUAAUGGCAGCCCCUACCAGGGGGCAGUGAAGAAGGGGGCGAAUGCCACCCAGGACUCAGAGAAACCUGACGCCAUCCCUGAUCCCUCCAUCCGGUUCCACAUGGAGAAGGCUGUCAGUCUGGAGAGUCUGAUCAUGGGUGUCAUAGAAAACGCCUUCAAACAGAUGGAUGAACUGAUAGAGAAAGAGGAGAUGUCCUAUACCAUCUCUGGUGGUUGUUGUGCCUUGGCUGCCAUUCAUUUGAUGGGGAAGCUCUACGUUGCCAAUGCAGGAGACAGCAGAGCCAUCAUCAUCCGUAACGGUGAGGUCAUCCCCAUGUCCAACGAGUUCACGCCAGAGUCUGAGAGGCAGCGCCUGCAGUAUCUGGGCUUCCUGAGACCGGAGCUGCUUGGGAACGAGUUCACGCCGAUGGAGUUCCCUCGUAGGAUCCAGUACAGGGAGCUGGGCAGGAAGAUGCUCUUCAGGGACCACACAAUGAACGGCUGGGCUUACAAAACCAUCGUAGAAGACGACCUCAAGUUCCCACUCAUAUAUGGAGAGGGCAAAAAGGCCCGUGUCAUGGCCACCAUUGGGGUAACACGUGGCCUAGGGGAUCAUGACCUGAAGGUGUACAACUCCAACAUCUACAUCAAGCCCUUUCUCUCCUGCUGCCCAGAGGUGAUAGUGUACGACAUGUCUGAGUACGAGCACGGCCCUGACGAUGUGCUGGUGAUGGGUACAGAUGGGCUGUGGGACGUGACCACGGACAGGGAGGUAGCAGACACAGUUUCAGGCUUCCUGUCCUGCUGCGAGCCCACUGAUCCUGUGAGAUACACGCUGGCUGCCCAGGACCUGUUAAUGCGGUCGCGAGGGGUCCUGAAAGAGAGGGGCUGGCGGUUACCCAAUGAGAGGCUGGGUUCAGGAGACGACAUCACUUGUUAUGUGAUCCCCUUGGCGGGACCGGCGGGACCUGCGGGACCGGAGGGGCCCGAGACAGAGACAUGACAGGCCCUGUCCCACCACCCCGCCAGGAGAGGACUAGUUCCCUAGGACUGACCAGUGUCACUCCGUCCCCCCUUCCCUAGUCUGGGGGAGGGGGAAAGAAAACACCUCUCUUGUAGGGAAGCCUCAGGUUGGAGAGCCGGCGCUAACACAUGUUGACCGGCCCAUUCCCCUGGCUUCUACAACAACACACUCACCCACCGGGUUCUCCUUAUUGUUUAUAUUUGGUACUCCUGUAACCGGUGUUCAAUAACAUUACCCAACUGACACAUGUCCAUGUCUGAAACCUGCUCUUUAUGAUCGCUACUUAACCAGACAUCUGCCCCUGUAGUUUCACAUUUGAAUCUCUCUAAUUGAAUGGCUGAUCAUUUCAUCAGGGUUGGUUUGGCCAUCAUCUUAUAGCAGUGCUUGGUUCGCCCUUCUGAGUAAAAUCUCCUUAUUAGCUUAUGACCCCCACAUGUGAUUUAUGUCAUGCUAAAUUGGUAAAAUAAUCACAUUUAUGGCUUGUGUAGAGCACAGUAUGACAGGUGGAGGUAGAUGGCCAUGCCUAUUGUUUAACGCAGAUAGCGUGACUCUGGUAGCAGUUGAGGGACUAGCCUCAAGUAGGAAUGACGCCACUUCUCAGAAGGCAGUGGAGCUCUGUGAGAAAAUAUCUACCUAUAUAAGCUCCAUGUCAAAGGUCGGGAGAUGCGUCUGAAACAUGGAUGGGGAUGAGGAAGACACAGAGAAUGAAGAGGGGAAAGUCUGUGACCCCGUCCCGUGCCAGUGUUUCAAUGUCCAAUGUCAAAGCAGCAGUGAAUGAUUAUGAAGAUGUGAAACCUGAAGCACUUUAAGACAAUCUGUUUGUUUAGUGGUUAUGAAUUCAAUGGCUUUUCUUAAAUGAUGUAUGUUUAGAGAUAUCUUUUUGUUUCUUAUUGUUAGUGUUGUCACCAAGAAAGUAGAUUGUAUUUUUUUGUGUCAGAAAUGACUAAGCUGGAAUGAGAUGUUCAUGACAUUAGUCUGUUGUAAUGUAAAUCGAUCCAACUCAAAUAUCAAAGGGUCUUUUGGCAUAUAGGCGCAAUGUCGUUUUGAAUUUGAAUGAAAUACAGCUUUCUUUCCCCUCAAAGUGAUCCUAUAUAAUGUAUCGGUUUGAGUAUUUUAUCCCAGAUUUAAAAGAUCCACACUUUUAUGCUCCAAUUAAAUCGUGCACUGGAUGAGAAAUCUUCUACUUUAUUUUCUGGAGUGACAACUUGUAGUAGAGAAUCUGUUUGUCGGUAUGUGAUCAAUUUCACUUGACUGCCUUACUAACACUCGAGGGGCAUUGUGAGCCAGGGCCUGUAUGUUAAUAUGUUAACUCAUUCAUAUCAAAUACUUCAUUUCACUCAUGUUAAAAGUUUCUAAGAAAAAUGUAUGCCCUCAAACGUCUUACUUCUCUCUGUAGCCACUAGGUACGUUAUCCAGAGCUUUUGAGAACUUUGGUUAAAAACGGUAUCAUACAUUGCUUUAUUUAUA